Aspergillus bombycis is the source of this 777-nucleotide messenger RNA. RefSeq names its product putative pathogenicity factor. The transcript has a single exon. The coding region runs from base 1 to 777 and encodes 258 amino acids. The record is from RefSeq and is a predicted model, not a curated record. NCBI's taxonomy places the organism in Eukaryota, Fungi, Ascomycota, Eurotiomycetes, Eurotiales, Aspergillaceae.
AUGUACCAAAAAGAAACCCAAGACGAACAGCCUCGUCCACCCUGCGAAUUCACAACCCCAUGCCCUGCAACCGACGACGGGAAAACCAACAACCCGCGCCGGAAAGUCAUCUCCCAUAUCUUCGGCCGCAAUAAGUACGCCACGAAGCGGUUCCCGGACCAUGUGUGGGUGCAUUACUGUCGACAGCAUUACCAGCGCGCGCGGUAUCGGGUCGAGUGGCCGGUGACGCAGUGCGAGUUGUUGAUGGUUGUGCUUGGGCGCAUGGAGAGGUGGGGUGGAGUGUCCGGGUGGGAGGUUGUGUUGAGGAAGAGAGAGGUGCAGAGGUUGAAAGGGGAGGAUGGAGGAGAGGAGGUUAUUUCUGCCGCGGCUACUACUACUGGUGCUGGGGAUCGGUAUUCUGGGGGUUGUUGUAAGGAUUAUAGGGAAGGUGAAGACGGGGACGAGUCGGAUCCUACUACUACGCCCUCGUCUGGUUCGGGCUCGUCGUCUGCCUCUUCUGGGUUUACUCCUGUGGGGGGCCAUGGCGUGCAGGACCAAUGUGGCAGGCGCAGGAAACCAACCAUUGUGGCUUCGCCUGUGCCCGGCUGGCUUCUGAGGGAGGUUGGUCGGGAUAAGUCUUUUGCGGAUUUGCGCGGCCUGGUCCGUCGGGUGCGCGAGGAUAUGGAUUCUCUGCGCGGACGGGGCGUGCCGGCUCGUCGGAUCGUGUUUCCGGAUAUUGAGCUUUUACCAACGUUUCAGUCUUGGGUCUUGCUCCGGCGACGAAGAGGCGGGGUGUGA